CUGGCUGCUGCUGUUGGCGGGGCUCUGCGGGGAACCCUCCCCAGGGGACGCUGGGGGAGGGCAGCGACGCCAGGGAGCUGCGGUUACAUCCGGACGUCCCCGCCUCUGCGUCCCUUUAUUCCCGAAACUCGGGCUUGGCCCGGGCCCUGCCGGGCGCCCCGGGAAGGCGGAGGUGAUGGUACAAAUGGAGACGCAGCUGCAGAGCAUUUUUGAGGAGGUGGUGAAGACGGAAAUUAUAGAAGAGGCUUUCCCUGGCAUGUUUAUGGAUACCCCUGAAGAUGAAAAAACAAAACUAAUUAGCUGUUUGGGGGCCUUCAGACAGUUUUGGGGUGGUCUUUCUCAGGAGUCUCAUGAACAGUGCAUCCAGUGGAUUGUUAAGUUUAUUCAUGGCCAGCAUAGUCCUAAAAGAAUUUCUUUUCUUUAUGACUGCUUAGCAAUGGCAGUUGAGACUGGUCUCCUUCCACCCAGGAUGGUUUGUGAAUCCCUAAUAAACUCUGACACUCUUGAGUGGGAAAGAACACAGCUUUGGGCCUUAACAUUUAAACUGGAUUCACUGACAGUUCAUGCCAAAAUGAGCCUUAUUCACAGCAUUGCAACCAGGGUGAUAAAACUUGCCCAUGCGAAGUCCAGUGUGGCCUUGGCUCCAGCCCUAGUGGAAACUUACAGUCGUUUAUUGGUCUAUAUGGAGAUAGAGUCUUUGGGCAUCAAAGGAUUUAUCAGUCAGCUUUUGCCAACUGUUUUCAAGUCACAUGCAUGGGGGAUCUUACACACGCUUCUUGAGAUGUUCAGCUACCGGAUGCACCACAUUCAGCCGCAUUACAGAGUUCAGCUCCUGAGUCAUCUUCAUACUUUGGCUGCAGUUGCACAAACAAACCAGAACCAGCUCCAUCUCUGUGUUGAGAGCACUGCACUCAGGCUUAUAACGGCAUUAGGUAGCUCAGAGGUACAGCCACAGUUUACACGCUUCCUUAGUGAUCCCAAAACGGUGCUGUCAGCAGAAUCUGAAGAACUGAACCGUGCCUUGAUAUUAACCUUAGCUAGAGCAACUCACGUAACAGAUUUUUUUACAGGCUCUGAUUCAAUUCAGGGAACUUGGUGUAAAGACAUACUUCAGACCAUCAUGAGUUUUACUCCUCAUAAUUGGGCUUCACACACCCUUAGCUGUUUUCCAGGCCCUCUACAGGCAUUCUUCAAACAAAAUAAUGUACCUCAGGAAAGCCGUUUUAAUCUGAAAAAAAACGUGGAGGAGGAAUAUAGGAAGUGGAAGUCAAUGAGCAAUGAAAGUGACAUCAUUACCCACUUUGUGCAGAGCUCUCCUCCUCUCUUUCUUUGUCUUCUCUGGAAAAUGCUCUUGGAAACAGAUCAUAUUAAUCAGAUUGGCUACAGAGUAUUAGAGAGAAUUGGUGCCAGGGCCUUGGUAGCCCAUGUGAGAACAUUUGCAGAUUUCCUGGUAUAUGAGUUCUCUACCUCAGCAGGGGGUCAACAACUCAAUAAAUGCAUUGAAAUUCUUAAUGACAUGGUAUGGAAAUACAACAUUGUUACAUUGGACAGAUUAAUUCUCUGCCUGGCCAUGCGUAGUCAUGAAGGAAACGAAGCCCAGGUUUGUUAUUUCAUAAUUCAGUUGCUGUUACUCAAGCCAAAUGAUUUCAGAAACCGAGUAAGUGACUUUGUGAAGGAAAAUUCCCCAGAGCACUGGCUACAGAACGACUGGCACACGAAGCACAUGAAUUAUCACAAGAAAUAUCCUGAGAAGCUGUAUUUUGAGGGCCUGGCAGAACAGGUCGAGCCUCCUGUACAGAUCCAGUCUCCCUAUCUGCCCAUCUAUUUUGGAAAUGUGUGUCUACGAUUCCUUCCAGUAUUUGAUAUAGUAAUCCACAGAUUUUUAGAGUUACUUCCAGUAUCCAAAUCAUUGGAGACACUACUGGAUCACCUAGGAGGUUUAUAUAAAUUUCAUGAUCGUCCAGUGACUUAUCUGUAUAAUACUCUGCACUAUUAUGAAAUGCACCUGAGAGAGCGCAAAUUUCUCAAACGAAAACUUGUCCAUGCAAUCAUUGGCUCGCUCAAGGAUAAUCGACCACAGGGCUGGUGUCUAAGUGACACUUACCUGAAAAAUGCCAUGAAUGCACGAGAGGAAAAUCCCUGGGUUCCAGAUGAUACCUACUAUUGCAGAUUGAUUGGCAGACUAGUAGAUACGAUGGCUGGCAAAUCUCCUGGUCCUUUCCCAAACUGUGACUGGAGAUUCAAUGAGUUUCCCAACCCAGCUGCCCAUGCCCUGCAUGUCACCUGUGUGGAGCUCAUGGCUUUAGCAGUUUCAGGCAAUGAGGUCGGGAAUGCACUUCUAAAUGUUGUCCUAAAAAGUCAGCCCUUAGUGCCAAGAGAGAACAUUACAUCAUGGAUGAAUGCAAUUGGUUUGAUCAUUACUGCCCUACCAGAGCCCUAUUGGAUUGUUCUUCAUGAUCGAAUUGUGAGUGUUAUCAGCAGUCCCAGCUUGACGUCUGAAACAGAGUGGGUUGGCUAUCCAUUCCGCCUCUUUGAUUUCACUGCCUGUCAUCAGUCCUACUCUGAGAUGAGCUGUAGCUAUACAUUAGCUCUCGCACAUGCCGUGUGGCACCAUUCUAGCAUUGGGCAACUGUCUCUCAUUCCAAAGUUUCUUACUGAAGUACUUCUUCCUAUAGUGAAGACUGAAUUCCAGUUGCUUUAUGUGUACCAUCUUGUAGGACCAUUUUUACAAAGAUUUCAGCAGGAGAGAACUCGAUGUAUGAUAGAGAUUGGUGUGGCAUUUUAUGACAUGCUGCUGAAUGUAGACCAGUGUAGUACCCAUUUAAAUUACAUGGAUCCCAUCUGUGACUUCCUGUAUCAUAUGAAGUAUAUGUUUACUGGUGACAGCGUGAAAGAGCAAGUAGAGAAGAUUAUCUGUAACUUAAAACCAGCUUUAAAACUCCGUCUUCGAUUCAUCACGCACAUUAGCAAGAUGGAGCCAGCUGCGGUGCCUCCGCAAGCCGUAAACAGUGGGUCUCCAGCGUCUCAGGCUAAUCAGGUGCCAGUGUCUUUACCUGUAACUCAGUGAAGCCAGAGUAUACCGUGGAGAAAAUGGAAAUACAUCCAUCUUUGAAAGCGGACUCCAACCUAUUAAAUCUGAAUGUGAUCAUGCUACCGUGAUGUAGUAGAAGGAGCAAAGAUGUUCAGAUUGUUUCAGUUUGAUUCAAAUGGUGAAUCUGUUGACACUUUGUGACUCCCAUCUCCCUAUCUAUAUUUUUGUCCCUAAGACAUCAAGUAAGCUACAUGUCAUUCAUAUUCAUGACAAUUUAUUAGAGCUACCUAGGAACAUAACUUUUACUAGGCACUUUCAAUCUUCCCUAUUCUACCCAUUGUUUUUGUUUGUAUUUUUUAUUAAUGACAUAUUCAGUUGUCAGAUGUGUCAUUUUAAGGGUACUACACAUGUAAAACAGUUAUUACAAAUACUUUGAUACAUAAGCCUCCUUUGGUAUAUCUUUGGAACAAUAGAGAUUUUUAUUCAGUAAAGGACUCUAGAUUUUGUUGCGUUGUAGGAGCAAACAAGGUUUCAUAUUCUUUUAAUUAUGGCUUGAAAUUUUAUUGUAAAUUUUCAAUGUUUCUAUCAAGAUCAGUUGGCCAUUUUUUGCCUUUGCCGUGGACUUAA
Messenger RNA from Propithecus coquereli (Coquerel's sifaka), 3658 nucleotides. RefSeq names its product mediator complex subunit 23 (gene MED23). NCBI's taxonomy places the organism in Eukaryota, Metazoa, Chordata, Mammalia, Primates, Indriidae. Gene Ontology annotation, cellular component: transcription regulator complex; mediator complex. The record is from RefSeq and is a predicted model, not a curated record. The transcript has 21 exons. Gene Ontology annotation, biological process: positive regulation of gene expression; regulation of transcription by RNA polymerase II. Bases 176 to 3067 code for a protein of 963 amino acids.